UGCUGGCCUGGCGCAGCUCGGCGCUGGAGGAGCCGGCGCUGGAGGAGCCGGUACGACCGCGCGUCCUCAGUACGGGCAGCUUCGGGCUGCGCGCGCUACGUGGCUUUCUGCAGCGGCGGCGGGUGCACGGUGCCAUCCGCGAGGACCCUGACCCGGAGCGGCUGCAGCUGCGCCGUUUCCGCCAGGCGGCCGAGAAAAUUCGCGCCGAGAUCCACCAGCAGCACCUGGACGAGCGGCUGCCCGAGAGCGUCGCCAUGCGCGGCAUGGACGAGCACACGGCGAUGCGCUACCUCUACCCGUGGGCCUCGGCCGAGCUACUAGCCGUACUCGAGGACUUCGGCGUCCACCCGCGCCGAGACGACCGCUCCGAGCGCUCGUCGCUUUCCAACUUUACCGACACGUCCGGCCGGCUCACGCCCAAGCUGAAGAUACCCAAGCGGCUGUCGUUCUCGCGGCCGAAGAAGCCACGCCCGGACGCCGGCCAGUUCCGGCGCAGCCCCGAGGUGCUCAAUCACCAGGUGACGUACGCACCCUACACCCAGCUCACCGAGGAAGAGGUGGCGGCGGCAGCCGCUGCCGCCGCCGCUGUCACCUUCCACCUGGAGGAGCCGCCUGAGGCGCCGCCACCGCCGCCUGUGCCGGUGCAGCAGGCGCUGGUGCCGAUGGUCGGUGCGUGCGCCGGCUUGGUGGCCCUCACCUCCGGCCUGUCAGCCGCCGCCGUGCCGCCAGCCGAGCCGACACCGAUGCCGCCGACGUCGACGUCCCAGCCCGUAGCCAACAUCGACAACAACCUGCUGCACCCGCUGCGCUCGGUGCUGACGGCCGGACAGAAACGCAAGGCCUUCAGCAGCUUCGUCCAG
Pollicipes pollicipes is the source of this 860-nucleotide messenger RNA. RefSeq lists its product as uncharacterized. Lineage: Eukaryota; Metazoa; Arthropoda; Thecostraca; Pollicipedomorpha; Pollicipedidae. The record is from RefSeq and is a predicted model, not a curated record.